AUGUCACAGUAUUCAUAUGGUGGUGGAGGUCCUGGACAAUAUGGUGGAGGAGGUGCCACUGAUAUAAGACUUCUUUCAGGCAAUUACGAUAACUUUACAUCAUUGAAAAGUCGUAUUAUUGUUGCGGCUGGUGCAGGAGCUCAAGAUUCUAAUGAUUUAGGUGGUCCAGGAGGAUCUCUUGAUGGAUUCAAUAGUACUAAAAACUAUGGAAAAGGUGGAAGUCAAAAAUCAGGUGGACAAGGUACUGUUAGCGGAAAAUUCGGUAAAGGAGGGGAAAAUCCGAACAGAAUAGGCGAUGAAGGGAAUGGCGCAGGAGGUUCAGGUUAUUUUGGUGGAGGAUCGUCAACUAAUGCCAAAGAUUAUGGUGGUGGUGGAGGAAGUAGUUUCAUCAGUGGAUAUCCAGGAUGUGUUGCGAUAACAGAAGAUUCUACAGAAAAUUCGAUCAAAUUUCGAACAGGUGAUUUCACAUCAAUUCACUAUUCAGGAUUAAAAUUCGAAGAUCCUAUUAUGAUUGAUGGAAAAAGUCAAAUGCCAUCACCAAAUGGUACUAAUGAAACAGGUCAUUCUGGCAAUGGAUUUAUACGAAUUAUUAAAUAUCCUAUUCUUUCUAACACAUGUAUUCAGAAUAUUUACCACUUUAAUUUAUUUUCAUUUAUUCUAGAAUUUUCAAUCUUUUUCAUGUCCGCUGAUUCAUAA
Molecule: messenger RNA, 696 nt
Organism: Trichomonas vaginalis G3
Lineage: Eukaryota; Parabasalia; Trichomonadida; Trichomonadidae
Product: glycine-rich protein family
Exons: 1
Coding region: 1-696 (231 amino acids)
Source: RefSeq, a predicted model, not a curated record